Protopolystoma xenopodis is the source of this 1107-nucleotide messenger RNA. The record is from the annotation of a GenBank genome assembly. Lineage: Eukaryota; Metazoa; Platyhelminthes; Monogenea; Polystomatidea; Polystomatidae.
AUGUACGGUCAGACCGUGGCACUGAGUCUAGCCAACUCGCCGCCUGACUGUCUGACCUAUCGGACAGCAGGCCGGUCUCAAAAUCGGCAGUCUGGCCCGCCAGACAACCGGUCCGUCUGUCUAGGCAGACCAGUCGGCCUCGUCGGUGUGCACACCGACUGGGCCGACUCGUAUCAAAUGUCACUCUUCCGGCGAGUGGACCAGUACCGGGCGCCUGGAGCCGGAGCAGUUGCCACCACGACCGGACACCACGUCGACUCGACCCCGUUUCCACCCUCGCCCUCGCCCUCAUCUUCGUCUUCGUCUUCGUCUUCGUCUUCGUCCUCACCGUCGCCCUCGUCGCGGCCACGAGUAGCCGCGAGACUCGGUCCGCCGGACGAGAUGCACAACUGCCUCGACGCCGACUGCCCGGGGGCCCGGAGGCCGGAACCGGCCUGUCCGGCAGGACUCUCGGCGCUCCACGAGCCCAUCUCCAGGCGCCCCGGCGUCGAGCUCGUCUUUUGCCCGUCGGCUUGGAGUCCGCCAUCCACGACGCCCGCCUCGACUCAUCCCCACCCGCCGAGGCCGGAGAACUCGUCGUCGACCCCCUUCACAGACUCGACUUGUCGACCCGGCUUUUGCUGCCAACACACCGUCCUCACCGCGGCCACCCCAACAACGGCGACGGCGACGGCGACGGCGACGGCAACGACGGCCACGGUCGCCUGCUUCACGCCGCGGCAGGUGGCCUGUAUCUGUCAAGUGCUGGAGCAGCGCGGCGACCUCGACCGAUUGGCCAAUUUCCUCUGGGCCCUGGGGCCGGAUCUGGUGACCCGGCGUCUCUGCGAGCCCGUACAGAAGGCGAUGGCUCUGGUCGCCUUUGUUCAGGGUCGCUUCAAAGAUCUCUACGCCACACUCGAGACGUUCACUUUUUCGCCACAUUCACACGCCCAACUGCAGGACCUAUGGUUGCGUGCCCACUAUUUGGAGGCGGAACGCCUGCGAGGACGACCUCUCGGGGCGGUCGGCAAGUACCGGAUCCGGAAGAAGUUUCCUCUCCCACGCACCAUCUGGGACGGCGAAGAGAUGAGCUACUGCUUCAAGGUUAGGAGAAGAAGAGCCAACUAA